AUGUUGAAAGCUGGAUCUCCAGUCAAGCCUUCUAUCCAUCUUGCUUCAUCCUCAGACAAUCAAUUUAAACCUUUACAGAUACAAGGACAAUCUAAACCUAUUCCAAUAGAAGGGCCAGAAGACUGGACUGAGGGAAAUGAAGAGGAGCAGCUAGAUUAUGAGCUAUCUGCAGAUGACCAGAAUGCACUCCUUGAAACAGGAGAACAGGAAGACUAG
Prunus armeniaca (apricot) is the source of this 216-nucleotide messenger RNA. The record is from the annotation of a GenBank genome assembly. Lineage: Eukaryota; Viridiplantae; Streptophyta; Magnoliopsida; Rosales; Rosaceae.